Messenger RNA from Wallemia mellicola CBS 633.66, 534 nucleotides. RefSeq lists its product as hypothetical. The record is from RefSeq and is a predicted model, not a curated record. The transcript has a single exon. NCBI's taxonomy places the organism in Eukaryota, Fungi, Basidiomycota, Wallemiomycetes, Wallemiales, Wallemiaceae. Bases 117 to 455 code for a protein of 112 amino acids.
AAAAUACUUGGAGGACGACAAAGAAUUCAAACUGUCAGUUUGCACGAUUCGUACCUGAAAAGAACUAUGAAAAUCGUUUCCAGACGUGAGGCUUUAAUUAUAACAUCAGUUUAAAAAUGUAUACCAAAGUCCACCCAGGAGUGUGCUUCGUUAGGCAACCAACAACAUCGGGAUUUUAUCUGCAAAAUUCAGAAUUGAUAGCAAAUAACACGAAGUUACUCCAUGAAUGUAGAAAUGGUUGCGAAACAUUAGAUUACGGGAAUAAAGCUUGGGUGGUAGAUUCAAUGAAGGACGUAAACGUACUCAUAGAUGAAUGUCAAAAUGGUACGGUUUCGCAAGCGACAUAUAUGGACACAACUUUAGAAACUUCUGACGGAAUGAUUCAACGUCCGAAGUUUACUACUUUAUCUGCAUUAUUCAUCAUACUCCUGCUGAUAGAAUUUCUCCUCGGAUAGGAUUACCUCAAUAUAUACAAUCAUCACACUAAUCAUAACAGCAUUAUACACUUCGCGUAUCUACUACUUUAAUGAUCAC